Molecule: messenger RNA, 1240 nt
Organism: Menidia menidia (Atlantic silverside)
Lineage: Eukaryota; Metazoa; Chordata; Actinopteri; Atheriniformes; Atherinopsidae
Source: the annotation of a GenBank genome assembly
AACAAAAAUGUCCGUAUUUUCCGAGGUCCCACAAGCAGCUCCCGUUGCUGUUUUUAAGCUAAGCCAGGACUUUGCCAACGACCAGUUUCCUAAUAAGGUGAACCUCGGAGUGGGAGCCUACAGGACAGAUGAAGGCAAGCCCUGGGUUUUGCCAGUAGUGAAAAAGGUGGAAAAGAUCAUUGUGCACGAUGACAGGUUAAACCACGAGUACCUGCCCAUCCUGGGCCUGCCAGAGUUCAGAUCCUCUGCCUCCAAGAUCGCCCUGGGAGAUGACAGUCCUGCUAUCCAGCAAGACAGGGUGGGAGCUGUCCAGUGUCUGGGAGGUACUGGUGCUUUGAAGAUGGGUGCUGAGUUUCUCAGGCGGUUCUACAACGGAAACAACAACACAAAAACACCAGUCUAUGUGUCUGCACCUACUUGGGAAAAUCAUAAUGCUGUAUUCAGCAAUGCCGGCUUUGAUGAUGUCCGUCCGUACAAAUACUGGAACCCGGAGAAGAGAGGUCUUGAUUUGGCUGGUUUUCUCGGUGACCUGGAGAAUUGUCCAGAGCACUCAAUCUUUGUCCUGCACGCCUGUGCCCACAACCCAACUGGAACAGACCCCACACAGGAGCAGUGGAAGCAAAUAGCUGAAGUUAUGAUGGUGAGGAAGCUGUUUGCAUUCUUCGACUCGGCCUAUCAAGGAUUCGCCUCGGGCAAUCUGGAGAAAGACGCCUGGGCCGUUCGUUACUUCGUCUCCUUGGGCUUUGAAAUGUUCUGUGCUCAGUCGUUCUCCAAGAACUUUGGUCUCUACAACGAGCGUGUGGGCAACCUGACAAUUGUGGCUCGUGAUGCAGACAGCCUGAAGAAAGUCCUUUCCCAGAUGGAGAAGAUUGUCAGGACCACCUGGUCCAAUCCGCCGUCUCAGGGAGCUCGCAUUGUAGCAGUCACCCUAAACUCAGCGGAGCUCUUUGCUGAAUGGAAGGACAACGUCAAGACCAUGGCUGACAGGGUCUUGCUGAUGAGGGCUCAGCUGAAAGCCAAACUUCAAGCUUUGGGCACACCUGGGACCUGGGACCACAUCACAGACCAGAUUGGCAUGUUCAGCUUCACAGGACUGAACACCAAACAAGUGGAAUACAUGGUGAAGGAGAAGCACAUCUACCUAAUGGCCAGCGGGCGCAUCAACAUGUGUGGUCUGACCAGCAAGAACAUCGACUACGUGGCGGAAUCCAUCCACCAGGCUGUCACCCAGGUGCAGUAG